AUGGCCUGGGUUUCUGGUGUGAAAAGUGUAGUUGAUGAGCUUGAGCACACAAAGACAGGAAAAGCAGAGUCUCUUACAAAGUGUGAGCCAUCUGUCACCAAGAGUGAGUGGCAAAAGAAGCUGACUCCGGAGCAGUUCCAUGUCACGAGAGAAAAAGGAACUGAGCCGCCUUUCAGUGGGAUCUACCUGAAUAACAAGGAGUCAGGAAUGUAUCAUUGUGUGUGCUGUGAUAGCCCACUCUUCAGUUCUGAGAAAAAGUACUGCUCUGGCACUGGAUGGCCUUCGUUUUCUGAGGCUCACGGAACUUGUGGCUUGGAUGAGAGUCACACAGGGAUCCUGAGGCGUCUGGACACCUCGUCGGGAUCAGCUCGCACAGAGGUUGUCUGCAAACAGUGUGAAGCUCAUCUUGGCCAUGUGUUUCCUGAUGGACCUGGGCCCAAUGGUCAGAGGUUCUGUAUCAACAGUGUGGCACUGAAGUUCAAACCAAGCAAACUCUGACCAUCUCCAAGAGUCUCCUUCCCUGGCCACUCCUUCAUUGACAUCCUUGAUUUUCAUAAUUCAUAUGAAUGACUUGAUUUAUUGACUAUAGAUCUAGGCAAAGUCUGCUUCUGGCACCCGGCAAGUCACAGCUUCUCUUAAUUUCUUUACCUAGAAUCAACUCAACCCUAACUUCCACUUAGACUAUGGAAUUUCACAGAAUGACCGAGGGGCAGUCAUUUCCAUCAAACUGACUUCCAUAGGUUUUGCCUGAGGCCACAGGAUAUGACGAUUUGGGGACAUCAGGAGGCUGAUGGAUUAGUAAGCUAGAAAAUUCCUACAAAUCUAUCCUGAACUUUGCACUGUGGUUAAGUCCUUUGUGGACAUACAUAGUAAGGGAUCAAGUGAAAAGAGGAAGAAAAUAUGGGAUCAGAGGAAUUGACAGCCCAACAUGGGCUGUCCAGUUAGCUUAGUUGGUUAGAGUGCUGCCUUGUAACACCAAGGUCAAGGGUUCAGAUCUCUGUACUGGCCAUGCCCUUAAAAAGCAAGACAAUCCCAGCAUUGGAGAGUAGGGUUGCAGAGGAGCUGUGCUUUGGGAGGCACAUUAUAGUGAUGGAUGAGAUGCGUGAUUUUUUUUCAAAAUUUUAAAUAUCUUUAAUGUUUUACUUUUAACCUCUCUACCUACAAAUGAACUCCAAUGGGAGUUAGAUUUCAGUGAUUAUAUAUAAAUGUUCACCCUCAUAUGGUCUGGUGGCAAAGUUAAUCUUUAAAACAUCAAAUAAAAUUUUUACUAAAAUUUA
Messenger RNA from Galeopterus variegatus (Sunda flying lemur), 1277 nucleotides. It is a transcript of the gene MSRB2, whose product is annotated as methionine sulfoxide reductase B2. The record is from RefSeq and is a predicted model, not a curated record. The transcript is spliced from 5 exons. Gene Ontology annotation, cellular component: cytoplasm. Gene Ontology annotation, molecular function: peptide-methionine (R)-S-oxide reductase activity. Gene Ontology annotation, biological process: response to oxidative stress; protein repair. Lineage: Eukaryota; Metazoa; Chordata; Mammalia; Dermoptera; Cynocephalidae. Bases 1 to 498 code for a protein of 165 amino acids.